AUGAAACCGACAGGUCCAGCUUCCGAGCAGGCCACUCUUCACGAGAACCCCGCCAUGUUCAGGCCCCCUGUGAACCGUGCCAUGCGCACACUCGACCGGUCAUUUUUCCGGAGAAACGUGCCCCUCUCCGUCGCGCAGGUUUUUAAACAAAGCGAUAUUUCGAACGUGCGGAAGGAUUUGGUCAAGAGCCACGACCUCCUGGUCUUGCCACGUAUUAGCUCUAUCCGUGAGGUGAAGGAUCAAGAUGGCAAGGUGUUGAAGGCCAUGUUGUUGCGCGAAGACCUGAAGGUGGAUGAUAAGGCAACAUGGUCGCCUACUAUCAACGAGCUCGUAAAUAAGGGAACGGUCGCAUUGGGACCUUAUGAAUUGGCAUUGGACUAUGACCAUUGGUCAUACGCUGAGAUCAUCUCAUCAAUUCUACCCGAGGACCUGAUGGAAGAGAUCCCUCAAGGCUUCACUCAAGUGGGGCAUGUCUUGCAUUUAAAUCUCCGCGCCCAAUACUUGCCAUAUAAGCACAUACUUGCCGAGGUUCUUAAGGACAAGAACCCGACCGUUCGCACCGUCAUCAAUAAGACCGAAGACGUCGGCUCACACAGCCAGUUCCGCACCUUCCCAUUCGAACUGCUGACAGGCGAGAAUGAUCUUAACGUCAUCCAGCACGAGCAGGACUGUGAGUUCCGGUUCGACUACGCCCGUGUCUACUGGAACAGCCGCUUGGAGACCGAGCACCGCCGCCUGGUCGAAAAAUUCGAGCCCGGCGAAAUGGUCUGCGACGUGAUGGCCGGCGUCGGCCCGUUCGCUGUGCCAGCCGGCCGGAAGAAGAUCUUCGUCUGGGCCAAUGAUCUCAAUCCGCAUGGAUUUGAAGUUAUGCAAGACGCUAUCCCCCGUAAUAAGGUGCAAGACUUCGUUACCCCCUUCAACAAGGAUGGUCGGGAGUUUAUCCGUUCCUCGAGUCGGUUGUUGCUGAACGCGAAGCCUCUUACCGUUACUAUUCACCCCAAGAUAUACACUCGUCCUACUGUUGUCAACCACUAUGUCAUGAACCUGCCUGCUACGGCCAUUGAAUUCCUUGAUGCCUUCCCCGGGCUCUAUGCUGGCGAGGAACACAUCUUUGCACCUAACACGGAGCAAAAACUGCCCAUGAUUCACGUUUACUGUUUCUCGGGACACUCAGAUAACGAGGUGGAUGAUCACAUCGAUAUCUGCGAGAGAAUCUCCGAGCGUAUUGGGCACAAGAUCACUAUCGACGACUGUGUGGGAGGCAAGGGCAACCAGGAAUUGGAACUCGCCAUUCACAAUGUGAGGCUGGUUAGUCCUAAGAAGCAGAUGUUCUGUGCUAGCUUCCGCCUGCCGCGGGAGGUAGCUUUUCGGAAGGUAUAG
Penicillium mononematosum is the source of this 1380-nucleotide messenger RNA. It is a transcript of the gene trm5, whose product is annotated as tRNA (guanine) methyltransferase. Lineage: Eukaryota; Fungi; Ascomycota; Eurotiomycetes; Eurotiales; Aspergillaceae. Gene Ontology annotation, biological process: tRNA N1-guanine methylation; mitochondrial tRNA methylation. The record is from RefSeq and is a predicted model, not a curated record. The coding region runs from base 1 to 1380 and encodes 459 amino acids. Gene Ontology annotation, cellular component: mitochondrial matrix; cytoplasm. The transcript has 5 exons.